Molecule: messenger RNA, 1074 nt
Organism: Alternaria arborescens
Lineage: Eukaryota; Fungi; Ascomycota; Dothideomycetes; Pleosporales; Pleosporaceae
Exons: 3
Coding region: 1-1074 (357 amino acids)
Source: RefSeq, a predicted model, not a curated record
AUGGCCACAUUUCCUGUCCAUACUCAUGACCAAAAGGCUGUCCUAGGUGUGGCAUUCUCUUUCUCCUUUCUUGCCGUCCUCGCCGUUGUCUUGCGGUUGACUGCUCACAAGAUUGCCCGCAAAAGAUGGACACCCGCCGACUAUCUCAUCAUCACUGCCUGUAUUUUCGCCGUUGGCUUGCAAGCAAUCAGCAUCACUGGUGUCUUCCACGCUGGCAUUGGCUACGGGCACGUCAAGGAUAUCGUAGCAGAAUACGGCCUGGAACCUAUCACCAAGCUCUCGCAGAUCAUUAUACCCUUGCAGUUUCUCUGGGUUCUCAGCCUCACUUGUACCAAGAUGUCGAUCCUUACUCUGUAUGUUUUUAUCUUCCCAAUUCGAUGGAUUGUUUGGGGCUCCUACGUAACCAUGGCUAUUCUUAUUGCUUGGACAAUCGGAACGAUUCUUGCUGGCUGUUUGAUCUGCCGGCCUAUCGCGUUCAAUUGGGACAAAACGAUUCCUGGAGGAACUUGCGGCAACCAGGUCAUGUCGUUCACGAUCAGUGGAAUCAUCAACGUCUUCACUGAUGUUAUAGUGCUUCUCUUACCCAUGCACGCUCUUUACCACCUCCAGAUGGCUAUGUACAAGAGAGUGGCCCUCGUUACCGUUUUUGGCCUGGGUAUCUUUACGUGCAUCAUUAGCGCCCUUCGCAUCUCUGUCUUGUCCAGUAUGGACUUUUCUGAUAUUACCUUCACAAUCCCGAGAGCCAAUAUUUUCAGCUGUCUAGAGCCCUGCCUUGCCGUGGUUCUUGCCUGUGUUCCCCUGAUGCAUCCACUCCUCCGCCGGUCUACACCAACACCUUAUGGCUCAGGGAAGAAGUCUGCGAACACUGAAUCGAAGUCCGCUGGUGUGAGGGUAGUGAGCGAUGAUGGAUUCGAGCGGCUAGAUGACGAUACGAGCCACCUAUGGCUCAGACCGUUGGGAUGGCAGCACCGCGUUGAUGCCUCCGAUCAGCAAGAAACCAUACUUGGAGAUGCAGGCCAAGGUGACCGAGAGUCUCUUGAUAGGCAAGAGAGGGAUGGUGGUAUGAGCAGUUGA